Metopolophium dirhodum (rose-grain aphid) is the source of this 1023-nucleotide messenger RNA. RefSeq names its product zinc finger BED domain-containing protein 6-like. The transcript has 5 exons. The record is from RefSeq and is a predicted model, not a curated record. NCBI's taxonomy places the organism in Eukaryota, Metazoa, Arthropoda, Insecta, Hemiptera, Aphididae. Bases 1 to 1023 code for a protein of 340 amino acids. Gene Ontology annotation, molecular function: DNA binding.
AUGUCAGUUGCUUGGAAAUUUUUCAUUAAAUGUCCAGAUGAUGUUUCGAAGGCGCAAUGUUCGGUUUGCAACAAAAAAGUUUGUAGAGGAGGUACUAAUUCUCGAGAUUUCACUACCUCAAACCUUAUUAAACACCUCAAAAAUAACCACAAUAAUGAGUUCAUGAAGGUAACAAAUAAAAGAAAAAGAAACUUAAAAGUAAACAAUGCUGUAUCUGAAGCAGAAUCUGAGGAAGAUACAGAAAACAAUGUUGCAAGUACUUCGAAGCAAAAUGUUGGUAUAACAAUUUGUAGUGAAAAAAAACAAGAAAACCUAGAUCCAAAAGCUAUGAAUAUAACUAAUCUGAUUGGAAAAAUGAUAGUUCAGGAUCAGUUACCUUUUCAUCAUAUAGAAAAACAAGGUUUUAAAAAUCUGAUGAAGUAUGUAGAACCUCGUUAUACUAUACCAGAUCGCACAACGUUUUCAAGGACUAUUAUUCCUGAUUUGUAUACUAAAGUGUCUCUUAAAGUGAUGGAACUAUUAAAAAAUGUGAAGUAUGCUUCAUUUACUUCUGACUUAUGGUCAUCCAACAACAAUACUGACUAUUUGUCCAUAACUUGCCAUUUUAUCAAUGAAGAAUUCGUCAGAGAGAACCUAUUAUUGGAAGUUAUACCAUUCAAGCCAAUUUUCCACACAAGUGAUGAAAUUUAUAUGUUUACCAUGGAAACAUUAGAAAAAUGGGGUAUUGAAGAAAAAAAAAUCCAUGUGAUUAAUGAUGUGAUAUGUAAGCAGAGGGAACAUGAAGCUUUGUUUAAAAAAGUGAGACAAAUAGUUGGACAUUUCAAACAUAGCAUUUCAGCAAAUAAAUUAUUAAAGAAUUACCAAAAACAAGAAAAACUGCCAGAACACAAAUUCAUUCAAGAUGUGACAACUAGAUGGAACAGCAAAUAUUUAAUGAUCAAUAGGUUUCUUGAACAAAAAAAAUGUGUGAUUGGCUUGGGUCCUUACAUACAUUUGAAUGUCUUUUUGACUAGCGAUGAAUGA